UUUUCAGAUCAAAAAAUGAAUGCAGAACGUUGCGAGUUCAUCGCCGGAAACUCGCUUAUUGAAGUGAUCCCCUCAAUUUCCGAUGACCGGCCGAUUCACCUGAUUUCCGGCGAUAUUGGUCCAUUUGAGGCAGGCGUACCCUGUCGGAUUCCAGUUUGGACAGCGAUUUUGAUGAAACGAAAACACAAUUGCAAGGUGGUGGCUCCUCAAUGGAUGGAUGUAGAUGAGCUGAAGAAGAUAUUGACGUCAGAGACUGAAAGCCAAGGAUUGGCGAAAUUACCGGAUCAUUUCUUUGAAAUCUCGCAUAUGCUUGUUCGAGAUGCCCGUGAGGAUAUAUUCGAAGUUGAAGCUGUCAAAUCAUUGGUUCAGGACAUUUAUGAUCGGAGGGACGCAAAACUUCGAAGCUCAGCGAUCGAAUUCUUGAGACAGAACCAAACCUGCCACGCUCAAUUGGACAACGUUCAGCUGAUUGAAGCAUCGUCCGCUCGUGCCACUUUGGAGGCCUGUCGUCAGAUGGGAGCUGUCGUCCGUAAUAAACACGAAUCAACACCUUUAUAGUGUUUUAUUCCUAUAUAUACACUUAUUUUUCACAAUUAAAACAAUUACAAUUUC
This is a messenger RNA of Caenorhabditis elegans, 612 nucleotides long. RefSeq names its product putative DNA replication complex GINS protein PSF2 (gene psf-2). Gene Ontology annotation, biological process: DNA replication. The record is from RefSeq and is marked reviewed. The transcript has 2 exons. The coding region runs from base 16 to 558 and encodes 180 amino acids. Lineage: Eukaryota; Metazoa; Nematoda; Chromadorea; Rhabditida; Rhabditidae. Gene Ontology annotation, cellular component: GINS complex; nucleus; CMG complex.